CAAAAGCACUACAGAAUCACUUCCAAACUCCAAAGAUAAAAGAAAAAGAUACUAAAGCAGAAAAGGAGAGCAAAGGGAUCCCUCAGUAUAAUAACUUGCACAAACUAGCAAGCCAUCCACUGCAUCGUUCCUCCUCUGGAGCUCAAGUCGGCAGCAGAGAUGGCAAGAGACUUGUGCACUGGCUUGCCAUUCCUCUUCUGCAUUGCUCUCCUGGUGUCCCUGGAAGCGCACUCUGCAGGGGCCAGAGUUGCACUACAGGUGGCUGCUCCGGCUGUGGCUUCAGCAAUGGCAAGGCCAGAAAACAACUUGGAUCCUUUCUACACUAGCAAGAGGAAAGUUCCUAACGGGCCUGAUCCCAUUCAUAACAGGAGAGCUGGGAAGUCAGGCAGACCUCCUGUUAGAGCUUGAGGAUUGAGGACCAGAGACUGACGCAUGUAAACUUGGAAAUUAUGAAAGAUGGAUUAGAGGAUAUAUACAAACACUCCUGCAACAUUAGCCUUAACUUUGCCAAAGUUGUGCUCUUUAUCAAGUUCAUCAUUAAAAGGCGGUGAAGCUUCCAUCACACAAGACGAUUAUCUCAAAUAUUCUUGAAGAAGGUGACAAGAUCUUUAGCAGUUGCUUUACCAAAAGAGAAAGGACGAAUGGAUGUAUCUUGUUUGGAGGAGGAACAGCUGAACAAGGGCAGCAGAUGUUGCAGUGGCAGCAAAAGAUGUGUUCAAUUAAACUAACAGUAUCUGGUUUGAUUUAGUGCAUGCUAACUUUUGCUUUUGUUUUCACUUUGGCAGCACUGCUGCUUUGUGUUUCAUAAGAACUGCGUUCUGACCGGUCUAAGUUCCAGAGCUUUAAAGCUGCUUAAGACAUGGAUGGGGAAUAUGUGUAAUCUGGUGGUAAUAAGCAGCUAAGAGGCAAUAGAAUAAUCCAAGGGAUGUGAAAGAAAAAGAAGGGAAGAAAGCUCAUGGCAUGGCUUCCUUUAUCUUCUUCUUUUCUUGCAGCAUUUUGAGCUGACCGAGGAGGUAAAGGCGGUGGAAGACCAGGGACUGUAGUGCACUUAACGUCAGAGUUUGGGAUGCUCAUCUUGUCACUGGAUUGGAUGAAUUCACAUAGUUUAAUAGGGUU
Messenger RNA from Zingiber officinale, 1116 nucleotides. RefSeq names its product CLAVATA3/ESR (CLE)-related protein 25-like. The record is from RefSeq and is a predicted model, not a curated record. The transcript is spliced from 2 exons. The coding region runs from base 160 to 408 and encodes 82 amino acids. Lineage: Eukaryota; Viridiplantae; Streptophyta; Magnoliopsida; Zingiberales; Zingiberaceae.